Molecule: messenger RNA, 2594 nt
Organism: Olea europaea var. sylvestris
Lineage: Eukaryota; Viridiplantae; Streptophyta; Magnoliopsida; Lamiales; Oleaceae
Product: increased DNA methylation 1
Exons: 10
Coding region: 1026-2411 (461 amino acids)
Molecular function (GO): acyltransferase activity, transferring groups other than amino-acyl groups
Source: RefSeq, a predicted model, not a curated record
UCAUUAGGACUAAACACUCAACUUAACGCAAUAGCCUGCAAACCAAAAUCGCACUGGACAAAUUUUGUACGACAUCUUCGACCGAAAGAGUAUUAAUUGUAUAUAUCUAUAUUCGAAUUGUUCUCCUCAGUGAUGUAAAUUUUUGCCCAAAAGAUUCAGAAAAAGAAGCUUCAUUUUCAGAAACAUCACUUAAAAAUUUCAAUCCUGCAGGUUUGGGAUCUAACCCCUUUAUACUUCUUUAAAUUACCAAAAAAUCCGUUAUCAGUCAGCUGGAAAAUGCCACCCAAAUUAUUUUGUGCUUGUUCAUCUUCAUACAGACGCAGAUCAAUGUUCUUGAUUUUCUAUCUCCUCAAUGGGCUUUCGAGAUUUAUCUUAGGCUUUAUCGUGACUUCGUGGCAAAAUUUGGAUUAUAAAUGUAAAUACAAUAAACCCUUAUCAGUGUCUGAGACUUGGGAUAGGUAUUCUAGCAAUAAUGGUGGUGUUGGUGGUAGUGGAGAGGUGUUUUCUGAUGGGGGGCAAAAACGGUACAAACUUUAUGGGCUUUGUAGGCAUACAAACCGGGUACAGACCCGCUGGUGGACGACCGGCCUUGCAGAAGACUUGCUUUCCCUCUGAUCACAGUGGCCUUCAAUGACACCUCCCUUUGCUCCAGUAGUGGAAACUCAUCAUUAGCGACUUACAAUGAUUGCUUUGAUGCGAAAGAGGAUUCUAAGGGGAAACCUACACUGGACUGUAUCUCAGAAGACUUAACAUCGUCAAACAAAAGUAAUCAUGAAGCAAAGUUGGUUGUUGAAAAUCUUUCAACUGGGAAACCUGAUUUAGAGGAUAUCUUAAAUAUAUCUGUCCCUGAAAGAGUUGAAUCAAAGAAAUCAAAGAGUUGCCAUCUUAAUGACGAUGAUCUCUUGAUUUCGCAUAUUAAAAAAGCCAAAACCAUUAGAUCUUCCGGGAAACAGUCCACCUGCAAAUCCAAGCCUCCGAGGAAGCACAAGAAACGAAAAGGCAGAUGCAGCAGUGCAAAGAAUUUGAUGGAAAAGAAGUGGUCUGCUUCUGAAUUGAGAACUGUUUUAUCCUGGUUAAUUCAUCUGGGUGUUGUUUCGCUAAAUGAAGUGAUCCAGUCACGAAAUCUAAAAAAUGACGUUGUGAAAGAUGGUUUGAUUACCAGGAAUGGGAUAUUGUGCAACUGUUGUAAUACGGUGCUUUCCAUCUCUGGGUUUAAGAGUCAUGCUGGUUUUGGGCUGAAGCAAAAUUGCAUCGGUCUUUUCUUGGAGUCUGAUAAGCCAUUAACCUCAUGCCAGCUUGAGGCCUGGUCAGCUGAAUAUAAGGCUAGAAAAGCUCGAACUGGUCAAGUUGACGAGACAGAUCCAAAUGAUGAUUGUUGCGGGCGCUGUGGUGAUGUUGGUCAACUGAUAUGCUGUGAUAGCUGUCCGUCUGCGUUUCAUCUGGCAUGCUUGUUUGAACAGGUGCUGCCUGAAGGAAGCUGGUAUUGUCCGCAAUGUCGUUGCCUGAUUUGUGGGGAUGUGGUCAAUAAUAAAGAUGCUUCACAAUCUCAUUGCUCUUUUAAAUGCUCACAAUGCGAGAAUAAAUAUCACAAGACAUGCAUUCAAAGGAAGGGCAUGAAAAUCGAGUUUUCCCCAGAUACCUGGUUGUGUGGCGAAUGGUGUCAGGAGGUAUACUCGGGUCUUCAGUCUCGCAUUGGGUUGAUCAAUCGUCUCUCUGAUGGCUACUCUUGGACACUUCUUAAAUGCAUUAAUGGCGAGCCAAAAGUUCAUUCUGACAAGUGCUUUGUUACUUUGAAGGCAGAGUGCAACUCAAAGCUAGCUGUUGCAAUAACGAUUUUGGAGGAAUGCUUUCUUUCAAUGGUUGACCCAAAAACAGGCAUAAACAUGAUACCUCAAGUCAUGUACAACUGGGGAUCAGAAUUCGCACGACUGAACUAUAGUGGUUUCUACACUGUGGUUUUGGAGAAAGAUGACAUUGUGUUGUCUGUAGCAUCCAUCAGAAUCCACGGGGUUACUGUAGCAGAGCUGCCUUUAGUUGCAACUUGCAGCAAGUACCGUCGAAAGGGACUUUGUCGGCUCCUUAUUAAUUCUAUAGAAGAGAUGUUGAAGUCCUUGAAGGUCAAGAAGCUCAUUGUAUCUGCCGUCCCCAGUGUAGUCGAGACAUGGACGAAGGGUUUUGGCUUUGAACCCCUGGAAGACGACGAGAAGCAAAGUUUGAGCAGAAUUAACUUAAUGGUGUUUCCAGGAUCCGUAUGGCUGAAGAAGCCUUUGUAUCAGAAUGCCAUUGAUCAAGAAAAAGAAACCACCCAUAUUGAGACAGGAUCAACCGAUGAACCAGAGGGCAUGCGACUGCGAUCUGGAUUUGUCUGUUCAAGAAGCCAAAACCGCCACAGAAACCAAAAAUGGAGGUAGCCAACUUGAGGUAGUUCCCUAUAAAGAGCCCAAGGAGAUGUACACUUAGACAGAGAGGCAAUUGUUUGUAACUGCAGAAAAAGCAGUGUAUUUGACUAUAAUCUGAAAUCAAAUAUUUAACAUGAAAUCUGAAACAGAUCUUGUGUUUUUUCUUUCAUCUUAUUCCAUACCAUUUUUCUUCUA